This is a messenger RNA of Elaeis guineensis (African oil palm), 987 nucleotides long. Its product is annotated as ethylene-responsive transcription factor ERF018. The record is from RefSeq and is a predicted model, not a curated record. Gene Ontology annotation, molecular function: DNA binding; DNA-binding transcription factor activity. NCBI's taxonomy places the organism in Eukaryota, Viridiplantae, Streptophyta, Magnoliopsida, Arecales, Arecaceae. Gene Ontology annotation, biological process: regulation of DNA-templated transcription.
CCACUACUAAGCUCUGAGCUCCGAGCUUCAAAGCCGCCGGGCGCCACGAUUGGAGACGAUCGACCUGCCUUCAUACACGUGUCAUCGUCGAAGCCGUUGAUAUGAUGAGGACGGAGUGCGCUUCUGGGACCAGCGCCGCCGCUGGCGAGCGGCGAUACAGGGGGGUACGGAAGCGGAAGUGGGGCCGGUGGGUGUCGGAGAUCCGGUUGCCCAAUAGCCGGGAGAGGAUCUGGCUGGGGUCGUAUGACUCGGCGGAGAAGGCGGCGCGGGCCUUCGACGCUGCCGUCGUCUGCCUCCGCGGCCGCCGCGGCCGCCUCAACUUCCCCAACUCGCCGCCGCGGAUCGCCGGCGGUCAGUCGCUCAGCCCCCGCCAGAUCCAGGCCCUCGCCGCCCGCCACGCCCACAAAGACAACUCCGAUGCCGCCACCACCGCCGCCGACGUGGUGGCACCGGUGAUGUCGUCGUCGGAGGCGUCGGACGCUCCCACGACGGAGAGCGAGGAGGUGCUCGACUGGUCGUUCAUGGACAUACUGUCGUCACCGGAUGUAGUCGGGAUGGAUUUCCCGACAGCAGCGGCGGCGAUGGAUGACUUCUCUUACGAUUUCUUCGCGCCGUCCAUGGCGGCUGCGCCGCCGGAUGUGGCGGAGGAGAACGGGGGAGUAGGUUUCGGCGGGAAUUCGUUUUUGUGGAGCUUCUAACAUUGGGCGCCAAUUUAAUUCGUUUAUUCAUUCGUUUAUUUUGUAUUAAAAUAAUUAUUUUUCUGGGGAGAUGAAAAUAAUUCUUUUAUUCUUUUUUAAGGGGAGUUGGGGGAUCCGACGGCGAAUUUUUGUAGCCGAGGGAUUUUCUGGCAGCUGGCCGGGGUAUUUGAAUCCGGCGGCGGUAGGCUUCCCUAUUUUCUGGGCUAUUGGGUUCAAUUAUUUUGUUCUCACAAGAAUUAAGAUGUAUGCAUAUGGAUAAUAUCAAUAUUCAAAAUACUGUUAAAUCUCA